Molecule: messenger RNA, 441 nt
Organism: Chaetura pelagica (chimney swift)
Lineage: Eukaryota; Metazoa; Chordata; Aves; Apodiformes; Apodidae
Gene: SF3B6
Product: splicing factor 3b, subunit 6, 14kDa
Exons: 4
Coding region: 1-441 (146 amino acids)
Cellular component (GO): ribonucleoprotein complex; nucleus; cytoplasm
Molecular function (GO): mRNA binding
Source: RefSeq, a predicted model, not a curated record
AUGCUGAUUAUCAUCCUGGCUGAGGAGAGAACUCAGGAGAAACGUUUGUGGCUCCAGGGAACAGGCCCGAAUGGAUCCUUCAGCCCAGCACAGAUCCGGCUGCCGCCCGAGGUCAAUCGGAUCCUCUACAUCAGGAACCUGCCGUAUAAAAUCACCGCGGAGGAGAUGUACGAUAUUUUUGGGAAGUACGGGCCCAUCCGGCAGAUCCGAGUUGGGAACACUCCUGAAACAAGAGGAACUGCCUACGUGGUCUACGAGGACAUCUUUGAUGCCAAGAAUGCUUGUGAUCACCUGUCGGGGUUCAACGUGUGCAACAGAUACCUGGUUGUUCUCUACUAUAAUGCAAACAGGGCAUUCCAAAAGAUGGACACAAAGAAGAAAGAGGAGCAGCUUAAGCUUCUCAAGGAAAAAUACGGAAUUAAUACAGACCCACCAAAAUAA